Pantherophis guttatus is the source of this 832-nucleotide messenger RNA. RefSeq names its product vomeronasal type-2 receptor 116-like. Gene Ontology annotation, cellular component: plasma membrane. Gene Ontology annotation, biological process: G protein-coupled receptor signaling pathway. NCBI's taxonomy places the organism in Eukaryota, Metazoa, Chordata, Lepidosauria, Squamata, Colubridae. Gene Ontology annotation, molecular function: G protein-coupled receptor activity. The record is from RefSeq and is a predicted model, not a curated record.
CCUGCAAUGCAACGAAGGGGCUGUUGUCAUGUUCUACGUCACCCUCAGCUACAUGGGCUUCCUGGCUGCCAUCUGCUUCACGGUGGCUUUCCUGGCCAGGAAUCUGCCAGGGGCCUUCAACAAAGCCAAGCUGAUCACCUUCAGCAUGCUGGUCUUCUGCAGUGUCUGGGUGACUUUUGUGCCCACCUACCUGAGCACCAAAGGGAAAUCCAUGGUGGCUGUGCAGGUCUUCUCCAUCCUGGACUCCAGUGCUGGUCUGCUGGGCUGCAUCUUCAUCCCCAAGUGCUACAUUAUCCUUCCGAGGCCAGACCCGAACACAAAGGAGCAGCUUACAACCAGAAUAAAUGGAGUUGAAGAGAAUGACUCAGAGCCAAAUCUGAUGUCAAUGCAAGAAAUUGGACGUGACCUGGAAGGAGAGUCCUAUUCAGCUCCAUUGAGACCUCAAAGGCCUGAGGAACAGCAGCCAAACAGGCAAGAGGAGAAGCCAUUUCAGUGCUCGAUGGGAGGAAAAAGGAAGAGGAGAUCCCUCACUUCCCAUCAAAGGAUCUCCUCGGAAGAUCACCUCAAGGCAUGGAGUGUGGAACUCUACCAUAGACGUCUGUCAAUCUUGAAUGCCUUGAACAGAUGCUUUCAUCCAUGUCUGCACAUUUCAAUGAGGUGUUUCUGUUCCUUUUUCUUGAGAAGAAUUAUGGAUACAACCAGCCAACCACUCUGGAAGCUCCAGGACCUUCCUUUGGAAGGUUGACCAGGGAUGCCAGAAGGCAUCCUGCCAGGGAGUCUCUGGAUGGCUGAGAAGAAGCCUCUGUGGGGCUUUCUUGGCUUUGAGAUUAUC